Messenger RNA from Phanerochaete carnosa HHB-10118-sp, 9363 nucleotides. RefSeq lists its product as uncharacterized. The coding region runs from base 1 to 9363 and encodes 3120 amino acids. Gene Ontology annotation, cellular component: extrinsic component of membrane. NCBI's taxonomy places the organism in Eukaryota, Fungi, Basidiomycota, Agaricomycetes, Polyporales, Phanerochaetaceae. Gene Ontology annotation, biological process: mitochondrion organization; protein targeting to vacuole; protein retention in Golgi apparatus. The record is from RefSeq and is a predicted model, not a curated record. The transcript is spliced from 44 exons.
AUGUGGUGGCUCGACCCGGGGAAGGAGGUCCUCAACAUCUUGUUCAACAGGGUCUUGGCCCCGUAUGUCGAGAACUUGGAUAUGAACCAAGUCAACUACGGAAUAGGACAAGGUCAAUUGACAUUACGCCAGUUGCGUCUGAAGAAGGGCGCUCUAGACAAGUUCAGGCUACCGGUCGAUGUCAUAGAAGGUCACCUCGGGAAAUUUACACUUUCGCUGCACUGGAUGAACCUGGGCAACCAGCCUGUCGAAAUUCUCAUCGAAGACGUCUACCUUCUCGUGGUCCCUUCUUCUGAAAGUUCCUACGAUGCUGAGGAGGAGGAUCGCAGAGCACAGGCCGCAAAAUUCGAGAGGCUCCAGAAUGCCGAGCUCCUUCACAUGCAAGGCCAGGCAGAACAGGGUAUGGUGUUCUCUAUGCAUGCGCGGGAGAAGACACUGAACACUGGCGUAGAAUCUCCUCAGCAACAGGGUCUAUUGUCAUCGCUCAUAAACAAGGUUAUCAACAACCUCCAGGUGACCGUGAAAAAUAUCCAUGUCCGUUAUGAAGACAAGCUCAGUGUCCCCGGACACCCAUUCGCAGCUGGAGUGACCUUGGCCGGUUUUACAGUUGUUUCAGUCAAUGAUCGAUGGCUGCCCGCCUUCAUUGAUAGCACUGCAGGGAUUAUUCACAAGUUGGCUAAAAUGGAGUCUCUGGCUGUGUACUUCGACACGGAUGCUGCAAGUCUUGCGGGUCUAUCGUACCAAGAAUUCGUCAAGAAGUUCACAGAACUUAUCAACCAUGGGGAGAACUCGACCGAUCACCAGUUCGUCUUGAAGCCUGUAUCUGGUGAAGGAAGGGUCAAAAUCAACAACAAGUCCACCAAGGACAUCCCCCGCUUCGAUGUUCAGCUGCUCUUCAACGAAAUUGGCGUUCUUCUCGACGACAACCAAUACCGAGACGCCAUCUCAUUAGUCGACAUGUACCAUUUUUAUACCCGCCAGCACCAGUACCAUAAGUUCCGGCCCGCCGUCGAGGAUCUCGAGGAGAGCCAACCUCGAGCCUUCUGGAAGUUUGCGUCUACUGCUAUUUUGGAUGAGGUACACCAGAAGCGGAGACAGUGGACAUGGAACUAUUUCAAGGAGCGACGUGACGAUCGACAUCGUUACGUGGAGCUGUUUAAAAAUAAACAGCUGGGGCCGCUAUCGCCAACGGACACGACUAUGUUGGAGGCUCUGGAGCGCAAAUUGUCCUAUGAAGAUCUUAGGUUCUAUAGGUCUAUCGCGCGCUCUCAGCUCAAGAAGGACCUCGCGGCACAACGGAAAUUGGAUGAAGAGAAGAAGAAGCAGCAGACUCAAUCGCGCAGCAGCUGGACCGGCUGGCUGUGGGGCUCUUCAGGCUCUAGCGCGUCAGAAGCCACCGCCGAGGAAUCACCGUUCUCCGGCGAGAUGACCGACGAACAGCGGAAGCAACUUUACGAAAUUCUGGAUUACGACGAGAAGGCCGCACUGGCUUCGUCCUUCGAAACCCCUCGCGACGCCCUCCAGUUACGCGCCGCCGCUAGUCUCCAACGUGGAUCUUUGGCGUUAAAGACCGACCCACACGGGCGGAACACAGAGAUCCUGUCUGUUCUCUUCAAUCGCUUCCAGGCCGACUUCAUUCAGAGGCCGGACAACUUUGAGACAUCGCUUUCGCUAACAAGUUUCUCUGUACACGAUGGAACGACCAAGAACACGGUCUAUCCUCGUAUUGUUCAAGUCCAGGAUGAAGAUACUGUACGCACUGCGGACAUGAGCAUCCAGCCUGUCGACCCCUUCUUAUACCUCAAGUUCGAGCACAACCCUCUCGAUCAUCGCGCCGACAGUGCAUUAACCGUUCGCAUGCGAAAUAUGGAGGUUGUCUACCACAGGGGUUAUAUCGAAGCCGUUUACAAGUUCUUCAAGCCUCCAGCGAGUCAGCUUGAAUCGGUCGAGGCCCUCCUGGACGCUGCCGGGGAGACCCUUGAGGGUAUCCGCAGGGAGACCCGAGCUGGUCUCGAAUACGCCUUGGAGACGCACAAGACCGUAGACAUUCAGAUGGAUAUCAACACUCCUAUUAUCAUCAUUCCUGAGAACAUCACGACUAAGGAUUGCAAACAUCUUAUCAUAGACGCCGGCCAUAUAGCCAUCGAGAGUGAGCUAGCGGACAAGAAGGCUGUUCAGGAGAUCAGCUCCAAGCGCAAGCAGCAGUACUCCGAUGAGGACUAUCGUCGACUCGAGUCCCUGAUGUAUGACAAGCUGACCGUCCGACUCGAGGCAGCUCAGUUCGUCAUCGGUACAGAUCUCGAGGCUUCCCGUAAAGCGUUAACGUCCGACGAGCAUGACGAGUUGCACCUUCUGGAGCGUAUCAACAUCAAUCUCCAAGUUCAGAAUUCUAUCGUCCCUAGCGCGCAUAGUCUAGCUCGAUUCAAGCUCUCUGGUCAUCUACCGAAUCUACAGAUCAACCUCUCGGACGCCAAGUACAAGUCUUUGAUGAGAUUGAUCGACGUCUCCAUCCCGAAGUUCGAUAACGACUCCAAUGCUCCUCGACGACCAGCUUUGGAAAAGGCGAAGUCUGGCGCUGGUGCAUUUCGUCUGCCAAGCGGCAUAUUCGGUUCUCAUGAUCCGGAUUACAAUAUUGACAGUGACACCGAAGACGAAAAGCGCGCCGACAAAUCAGCGGAGGCCGAUGACAACAAAUUCUUCGAGGCGCAACCGGGCGCUGUCGAGACCCUGGAGAUGCUGCAGCAUAUUGUCGAAGUGGAUUUCCGAGUAGACAACCUUCGCGCGUCGUUGUACAAAUCUCAUGAAGGUGUCGAGCGAGAGUUGGGAAACCUCACGCUGGAGCAAUUCGCCAUGUCUUUCGCAAUGGCUAAAUUCACCAUGGCCGUUGAUCUGAGCCUGAGGUCCUUGUCCAUGCACGUAGUUCAGACGGGCAAAGAAUCCAUCAAGUUUAUCUCGUCUGCCUCAGCGGACUUAUCUGAGCACUUGUUAGCGGUGAAGUACAACCGCGUACAACCUCAGUCGCCCCAGUUCACGACCGUAUACGAAGGGAUUGACCAGUCAGUGGACAUCAUGGUUACCACCGUCAUUGUCCGUGCCGCCCCAGAGCCUGUCAUCGCACUUUACGAUUUCAUCAUGACCACCUUCGUGCCACAAGACAGUGCACCGAACGCGAUCGACUCUCCCAGCCGCGGCGAAGACGCCGGCGAGAUGACAAAUACCAGCAAUUCCAGUCCAACUCAGAGGAUCAGGGUCCUUGUUAAGCUCGCUGGCGUGCAAGUCAUCGUUAUCAACGAAGACGUUCAGGUUGCAACCUUGGCCAUGUCGACAGGCGAUGCGUCGAUUAUGCUUCAUGCAUCUACGAUGCAAGUCAACUGCCGUCUCGGCUCCCUCUCAUUGAUCGACGACUCCGAAUUGCGUACGGCGAUACCAGGGUACAAGCAGAUCCUGUCUAUCGAAGGCGAUAACUUCGCCGACUUCCGCUACCAGACGUUCGACCCCUCGGAUCAAGAGAACUACAAGGGCGUCAAGUCGUCGGUGUAUCUCGCCACGGGCUCAUUGCGCGUUCACUAUCUUGAAGAGUCUCUCCAUCAGCUCUAUGUAUUCCUUAUGCGCCUCGCGAAGCUCAAAGGUCUCUACGAUGCAGCCACUCAGGCGGCAGCGCAAAGUGUUUCCGAGAUUGAGCGCAUGCAAUUCGACAUAUCCAUCAAGUCCCCUAUCAUCGUUUUCCCCACGGACGUAGAACGGUCACUGGACGCUCUUGUGUUGCGCCUCGGAGAGCUGAACGCACACAACAGCUUCCAGGGCCCGACAGACAAGAUCAAUGCCAGCCUUCGAGGCAUCAGCUUGUCGUCCACGCUGUCACGUGAUGGACAGCCACAGACUUUAAAGAUGGUCGAGAAUAUUGACGCCACCGCGGAUGUUACCCAGGUUGCGGGAGUCGACAGAACUAGAGAUCUUACUCGUCCUGACACUGCUGUCAACGUUACCAUAUCAGACGUCAAGCUGCAUCUGACUCAAGUCCAAUAUGGACUCCUCAUGGAGUUGUCGAAGUCGAUCCCUCGCGUUCUCGCCGUUCCGUUCACAGACGCUUCCGAAGAGAGUACUUUAGAGUUGGAGAAGCAGAUCGCUGUGUCGUCGGACUCAGCAGUCGAUCUACAGCCGGAAGUGCAGGCCAACUCUUCAGGCUCCCGGUCAUGGCCGACGCUUGACGUGCUCAUCACGCUAGAGGUUGUCAAACUGCACCUCUAUGAUGAGUCUGCAUCCUCUGAGCAGUCUCUAAAGGAGCAUGGAAUUGCAAGGCUAGCGUUGAACUCUUGUACCUUGAGAGGGAAAACAUUGUCGGACGGUGCAACUGAGGCCGAAGUCAUCUUGAAAUCUUUCACGAUGAGCAAUACUCGCCCCGGGAAUACGAAGUUCCGCGAGAUCAUACCUGCCGCACAACACAAUCGCAACCAAGUCAUGAUUCUCUUCACAUCCACCGGCGGCCACGAUAAUUUAUCCAUUGCUGUUAUCACUGUAGAUUCACCGCAGGUGAUCUUCGCCGUUGAUCCUAUCAUCGGCCUCCUUGAGUUUUUCACUAGUGCACUUGAUGCAGAAAGGCCGGCGUCGCAAGAGGUCAUCGGGGAAGAGAGUGACAAUGUAGUCACAGUUGCUCAGGCACCCUCUACGAUCGACUUCCGUCUAGACCUCCAUGAUGUGUCCGUCAGCGUUUUAGAAAACGACACCGACGUCAACACGCGCGCUAUUCGUCUCAAUAUCCGGAAGUUAUUCUUGUCGCAGCAGGGUAUUCUUGCGCUAAGUGUAGAGCACCUGGGAAUGUCUCUCACUCGAAUGGGCAAGGAUGCAGAUACUGUCCGAUUCUUGGACGACGUAGAUUUCACAUUCUCUUUGGACAGCCGCUUCACGGCUACGCAUCAGACAACGACCAUCGAGAUGACCUCCCAGCCCAUCGUCUUCCGAGCAUCCUAUCGCGAUAUGAACCUCAUCACGACUAUUGUCAAUAGAGCAAUUGAACUCUACACCGAAUCGGCUCAAAAGCACUCCAAGACGAAUGUACCGGACUCGGAUGCCCUGGUGCCAGCACGGAGUGUCUAUGGCAUUUCAACAUCCAGGAAGACCACCAGGGCAGCAACACGCUCACGACCUGUCGGUAGCGCAAACGUCGUCCUGACCAAAGAGCAGCUCCGGGCUUCAUGUGAAGGGUUCCGGCUUAUCCUCAUCGGCGAUCUUCACGAACAGCCGAUGCUCCACUUGAAGGUCAAGCCGUUUGUAAUGACCGCUAAGGAUUGGUCAGCUGAGUUACAAGCUACGACGACACUUGCCGUGCACAUCAGCUAUUGGAAUCUCACAAACUCACACUGGGAGCCUCUGAUUGAUCCAUGGACCUUUACAGCAUCAAUCGUCAAGGACAGUACGUCAGGGGGUCUUGUUGUAGCCUUCUUCGCGAAAGAGAGACUGGAUCUGAACCUGAGCAUGACCUUCGUCGAACUGGCGCUUGCUACUGCGAAGAUGUUCGGUCAGGAAGGCGAGCGGGUUCUGCGGAAAGCCAGAGGAAGCUAUGCUCCCUACAAGAUCCGGAAUCGUACAGGAUGUUCCAUAUCCGUUUGGGCAGAUGCGGACGGUAGUACGACAGCACAGGCCAGUGCUAUGACAGAGAUCCCGCAUGACAAGACUAUUGACUGGCGCUUCGACGACUGGAAGACGAUGAGAGAGCACGUCUCUUCCACCACUCACAAUAGCAUUGGUGUCCAAUUCAUCGGAAAGCAGUGGGACCAAGUCCGAAGUAUUCCUGUCGACAGGGAGGGAGAGUUUGCGUUCACACUACGUCCACGAACAGACAAGCUUGCCCACCGCAUCGUUUGUGAUGUUGUUGUGGAGGACAACGUCAAGAUUGUCACUAUUCGUUCGACAUAUAGGGUUGAAAACUACACUCUGUAUCCUCUGGAAAUCACCUUAGUGGACGAGUUGGGGCGUCCAGUACAUGCGUUAGAGAAGAUCGCUCCUGGGCAGGACUAUACGUUACCCAUUGAAGGCAUAGGCCAGAACAGGCUCAAGAUUCAACCAGAUCAGGGCUUCGGGUAUAAACCCUCGCCCGCAAUUCGAUGGGAAGACCUCAUAUCUCGCAGGAGCUUCGCUGUCCGUUGUCCGCAUACAGAUCCUCAAGAAGCGGCCUUCCGGUUUCAAGCAUGGGUCGAUACGGACGUUAAGGAGGCUGUCACUCGCAAAUAUCCCAAGAUUUCUCUUAAGUUGCGGGCUCCUGUCGAAUUGGAGAACUUGCUGCCGUACAACAUCGAGUACAGGAUCUACGACAAGAACACGGACCAGAAUUGGAGAAGCUAUCUCCGCAAAGGUGGGGUAAUGCCUGUACAUUCAGUGGAAUUGGGCCACAUGGUGUUGUUGAACGUCACGGUGCAAGAUGCUGUCUUCAAACCGAGCGACUUCUCAAUUAUCAACACUGAUGGCAGUGCCGACUUCGACAUUGAGAAUCGUCUCACCUUGAGGGAUGAGAAAGAUCGCAAACUAGACCUCGGACUAAACUACGUCCGCUAUCCGGAUUCUGGGGGCUGCUUCAAGGUGCAGAUAUACUGCCCAUACCUGAUCGUCAACAAGACCGGUUUGCCGUUCUCGGUGAGACCUUGGCGGGCGAAUAGAAUAGGUUCUCCUCAAGAUGUUGCAGGUGAUCUUCGACCAGUGCUCUCACACCCGAAUGCCCAAGGCAAAGACUUCAGCUUCAAAUUUGGCCAAUCGAUGUGGUCCCAGGCGAUUGGACUAGAAGCACCCGCUGCAGAGACUCGACUUGUCAUCCCUUCCGAAUCACGUAGCAAUGAUGAAAUUCAUGUCGGUUUGACUUGGUCGGAAGGACUUGGCAAGUACAAGCUCACAAAAGUCAUCACUCUCGCACCUCGCUUUAUCCUUCGUAACAACACUUCCGAAGAUAUCUGUUAUCGGGAGCACGCGGCUACGCCCAGAGAUCGUGGGAUUUUGGAACCGGGGAAAAGAACUCCGAUGCACUUCAUGCGGCAAGGCGACGCGAAGUUAUUGACGUUAGCGUUUGCCGGUAUCAACGCCCAGUGGUCCGCCCCGAUCAAUCUAGAGGAUAUCGGAAGGGUGCACUUCCGCCUAGUUAGCCCAGGCACUGGACACGUCCAUCUCAUACGCGCAGAGAUGAAGCUUGGGGGGUCUACAAUCUUCGUUGUCAUAUCCCAGGCAGAAGAGUGGCCGUUUACCGUCGAGAACGACAGCGACUACGCCUUCACAGUAUACCAGAGAGAUUUGGACCACCCCGAAGGACCGACGGGCAGCCGAACGGUACCGGCCUACAAGAUAGCGAGCAAGUCGAUAUUCAAUUAUGCGUGGGAUUUCCCGGCCUCGAGGGAGAAGAAGCUGGUGCUUGAUGUGUACGGUGCGGGCAUUCGUCGUGCCCUGGACAUCUUGGAGAUCGGUGCUCUUGUGCCCUUCCGAUUUUCUACCGGACAAGGCACCCGGAUCGUUUCGUUAGACGUCAGGGCUGAAGGCUCUAAACAGGUUCUAAGGAUUUCCAACUACAACGCGCAAGUCAGCCUGUACAAGCCCACUAGCCGUCGCGCCGGGUCGGUCACUCAGCUCGACGUGGCCGCUACGACUGGGAGUCAAGAGGGUUUCGAGGCAGUUCAGGAAGAAGUCUCGUCUUCAUUGGCCAUCAAUGUGGAUUUCGAAGGUAUUGGUCUGUCACUCGUCAACAGGAAGGCUGUAGAAGUCGUCUACAUGUCUGUCAAUAGCCUGAAGUUUGAGUACACCAAUAGCCCGGUUGCGCAGGCCGUCAAUAUCGUCUGUGGAAGCCUCCAAAUCGACAAUCAGCUCCAUGAUGCACUGUUCCCUGUCGUCCUUCAGCCAACACCCAUUUCCAAGGAUUCAAGCACAGUGGCAUCGCCACCAACCUUGCAGGGCUCUGUUAUAUGGUUGAAAGAUGAAGCUCAUGGCGUCACUUUCGUAAAAUACUGCUCGAUCUUGGUACAAGCAUUGACUGUGCAAGCGGACGAAGACUUCCUGUACGCACUCUUCGACCUUACUAAAAUCAAGGGCGCUCCUUGGGAUGAGGUGCAAGAGGAUGUGCUGAUAGCCCAGCCAGACGAGGUUAUCGAACCCGAAGAUACUGCGGAAGGCCAGGAGCUCUACUUCGAAGUGCUAGAAUUGCAGCCUAUCCAACUGGCCAUAUCUUUCAUGCGCACGGAAAGGGUUAGCAGUGAUGAGCAGCUGGCGAUUCGUAAUCCAUUCGCUGUGGUACUGAACGCAAUUACUAUGGCGGUGGGCAACAUCAACGAAGCGCCACUCGAGAUGAAUGCCCUUGCUAUCAAAGACAUGAGGCUUCGAUUGCCUGAGCUCCAGAGCCGUAUCAUGUAUCACUAUCGUCAGGAAGUCUUGCGCCAGCUGUACCGUAUCUUGGGCUCUGCCGACUUCAUCGGAAAUCCUGUUGGUCUCUUCACUAACGUCAGUUCGGGGGUCGCGGACAUCUUCUACGAGCCCUUCAACGGCGCAGUCAUGCAUGGUAACCAAGAGCUAGGUAUCGGGAUUGCAAAGGGUGCGGCAAGUUUCGUCAAGAAGACCGUGUUCGGCGUCUCAGAUAGCGUCACGAAAUUUACUAGCAGUGUUGGAAAAGGCCUUUCUGCGGCAACGUUUGAUUCUGAAUACCAGAUGCGCCGGAGGAUGACGCAACGACGAAACAAGCCCAGACAUGCGAUCUAUGGUGUCGCUGCUGGAGCUGAAGCAUUUGCCAGCAGUCUUGCCAGCGGCGUGGAAGGAGUUGUCCUCAAGCCUAUCGAGGGCGCGGAGAACGACGGCGCUCGCGGAUUCUUCAAAGGUAUAGGCAAAGGUCUCGUCGGAGCUGUGACAAAGCCUGUCAUUGGCGUCUUCGACCUGGCUUCAAAUGUUAGUGAAGGCAUUCGAAAUACUACGACAGUCUUUGACAAUCCCGCAAGGGAUCGUGUGCGCUCUCCUCGACUUGUUCCAGCGGAUGGCGUUCUCGUGCCGUUUUCCCAACGUGAGGCUUUGGGUCAGUAUUGGAUGAAAGACCUGGAAAACGGCGCCUAUCGCAAGGAAAACUACGUUGCUCACAUCAAUCUCCCUGGCGGAGACAACGUGGUAUUACUGACUACCUCUCGAGUGAUCUCGUUCGCCUCUAGCAGACUACGCGUCGAUUGGCAGCUCCCCUUCACGCAGGUGCAAGGCGUUACAAUCGAGGACACUGGGAUUCGCUUUGCGCACAAGGGCGGCAAGGAGCAUGAUCGUUUCGUGUACAUUCCAGACAAGGCCUCGCAGACUUGGUUCUUCGGGCAGGUCGCAUCUGUGGUCAAGGCUUUCAAUGCGCAGCGUCGAAUCGACUCAUAG